GAAUGUUAUAAGCACAAAACUACAAAUAAAUAAAAUUUUAUCUAUGCAAUGGGCAGACAACAGACAUAUAGUACUCUGCUCCGAAAGUGGUGAUAUAUGCGUUAUAGCAUCUAAAGGUAGUGAAGUAGAAAUUGUUUCAAAAUUUUUACUUCCACAUUGUAAAGAAAGAUGGCUGACCUCUGCAGCUAUGAACUUAGACAAUAACUUACUAGUUGUGGGAGAUCGAUGUGGUAACAUUCAUUGUUUCAUUAAAGAAGGCACAAAUCCUAUAAAAACAUUCGCUAAAGUACACGGUAGGUAUGGCCCUACUUCGAUAAGAAUAAAAAAUAAUGGAAUUAUAUCAACUGGUAGGGAUGGAACAAUCAAAUAUUUUUCCGUGUACUAUAACAACGGCGUAUAUCGAAUAAAACAUACUAGUUCUAAGGAUUUAGGAUUUCAAUGGGUAGAAAAAUGUAUUGACUCUCAAGAUAAUUUAAUUUGUGGUUUCCAAGAGAGAGUGUUUGUUAUAGCCGAUUUAAGAAAUAAUUCGAAGUUACUCGAAGUGCAUUGUGGCGGAGGCCAUAGAUCUUGGGACGUAGUGCGCUAUAUAGAAAAUAUAAAUAAUGGUUAUGAACAAAUUAUUAAAUUAGUUUACUUAAAAAAUUCUGAUAUUAACAUGCAGACAUUUUGUAUAAGUAAAAUUACAUCCAAAGACAUUAUAAAAGGUACACAUUCAAAAGAGAUUAACUGUUUGAAAUCACACCACCCACAGUUAGAGGAAUCUGCGACGUUCUUUAUAUCAGGCGGGGAAGAUACAACUUUAAGAGUGUCGAUUGCUAAAGAAAGUAAGCAUUUCCAGGAUGAGGUUAUUCUAAAACAUCUGUCGAGUAUCAGAACUUUGAAAGUUUUUCUUUUGGAGAUUGAUAAGCUACUUGUUGUUUCGGGCGGCGGAAGAGCGCAAAUUUGUAUUAAUAUAAUGCAUUUUGUUAAAGACUGUGAUGAUGUUAAAGUAGUAGUGGAAGAUGUUAUUGAUUUUUUAGUUAAAGGUACAGACAAAGAGCGCAAAGGUGCCAAAACUUGGCGUAACUGUACUGUGGAUUUCGAUCCAGAAACUCGAAUUAUGGACUUAGAGGUUGUUGAAGGCAAAGAUAAUUGUUUUCUUAUCUAUGCAGGGUGUUCCGAUGCUUACCUUAGGAUUUUUCAAUUUAAAUAUCACGACGACAAAGUAACGUUCAAACCUUUAGGACAGUUGAAGUAUCAUAAAACGUGCAUACUUAAAACUCAUUGCGUAAAAUUUCUAGAUAAGAUUAUUCUAAUGACGUGUACAACAAGAGGAGAAGUUUGCUUUUGGGAUCUUACUGAACCAAAUAGUAUAACAGACAAUGAUGCUACAGCUUUCCUCUCUACGACCACAAACAAAUCUGGUAUCAACUGCAUUGCGUCAAAAAUAAUUUCCGAUUCAGAAAUACUGUUAGCUACGGGAGGUGACGAUAAUGCAGUUCAUGUGAAAAUAGUUCAUAUACCAAAUGAAGAUUUUCAAUCUGCUGAAAUUGUUCAUACUUGGACAUCUGACAGAUUUCACGGUUCACAAAUAACUGGUGUUUUAUUAAAAGACAAUAUUAUGGUGACAGCGUCGAUUGAUCAACGGGUAACAGUUUUUAAAAUAAGUAAGAAUGGCCGUGAAGUAGAAUUUCUUUAUCAAACUAUCAGCGAUGUAGCGGAUAUUCAGGGCGUCGAUUUUAUCAAGAAGUCUGGGGACACGAUUACAGUUUGCGUUUUUGGAAAAGGGAUCGAAGUGUUGGCUCUGUCUUUGGAAGAAGCCAAUUUUAACUGCCAUAAUUUAGGCAUACUAUGAAGCUGACAAAGAAAUGUGAUUAUAUAGAACAUGGACUACGGACACAAUAUGGCACCACAAGUUACAGCGGUCACGGAGCCGGUAACUCUAGGCGAGGGUCCGCACUGGGACAGCGAGGAGCAAGCGCUUUACUUCGUCAGCAUCUUCGACAAAUCCAUCCACAAGUACGACCCAGCCACCAAGAAGCACACGCGGUCCGUCUUAGAUGACCAGGUGACUUUCAUAAUACCCGUGGAAGGUAAACGUCACCACUUCGUGGUGGGUCUUAAGCGCCGCAUCGCGGAGGUCAUCUGGGACGGUCAGGACGGUACCGCUAAAGUGGUGCGCACCGUUGCUGAAGUGGACAAACAUUGUCCCGACAACAGGUUGAAUGACGCAAAAACGGAUCCCAGAGGACGUCUCUUUGCAGGUACAAUGGGCCACGAAUACGAACCGGGGAAGUUCCACCUCAAGAAAGGCUCUCUGUACCGCAUCGACCCGGACGGGAAGACGAAAAACCUGGCUGAUAACGUGGACAUCUCCAACGGAUUGUGCUGGGAUAUCAAGGAAAAGGCGUUCUACUAUGCAGACUCGUUUGAAUAUGCGAUCCGUCGCUAUGAUUACGAUAUCGAAACUGGGGACAUCUCAAACCCGAGGUUUGUGUUCAACUAUAAAGACCACGGCUUGGAAGGCAUUGUCGACGGUAUGACCAUCGACACGGAUGGUAAUCUUUGGGUUGCCAACUUCGACGGCCAUCAGGUGUUAAAAAUAGACCCCAAGAAAGGCAAACUUCUCGAGAAAAUUCGAAUCCCCGCGCUUCAAGUUACAUCAGUUAUCUUUGGCGGACCUAACCUGGACAUCUUGUACGUAACCUCGGCCUGUAUGAACCGAGGAGUGGAGCAAAAGCCGCCAUGUGGUUCAACCUUCCAGGUCACUGGACUCGGAGUAAAAGGCCUUCCUAGUGUCAGUGUAAAGCUUAACUAAAUUUGCUGUGAUUGUUUUAUUUGUUAAUUGUUAAAGUUAAUAAAAAUUUAUAG
Molecule: messenger RNA, 2850 nt
Organism: Parnassius mnemosyne (clouded apollo)
Lineage: Eukaryota; Metazoa; Arthropoda; Insecta; Lepidoptera; Papilionidae
Source: the annotation of a GenBank genome assembly